This is a messenger RNA of Nilaparvata lugens (brown planthopper), 3155 nucleotides long. RefSeq names its product alpha-L-fucosidase (gene Fuca). Gene Ontology annotation, biological process: glycoside catabolic process; fucose metabolic process. NCBI's taxonomy places the organism in Eukaryota, Metazoa, Arthropoda, Insecta, Hemiptera, Delphacidae. Gene Ontology annotation, molecular function: alpha-L-fucosidase activity. Gene Ontology annotation, cellular component: lysosome. The transcript is spliced from 10 exons. Bases 283 to 1701 code for a protein of 472 amino acids. The record is from RefSeq and is a predicted model, not a curated record.
AAGUUUUUAACCUCUUUCUUUUGAAAAUCAUUUUUUGUUUGUAUUCUUGCUUGGAAUGAUUGCUAAAUGCUCGUAUUUACAAUUGCUCCUAAUUACUCCCAUUCAAAAUUUAACUUUUACUACAGUUUGAUUUUAUUUGAGUUGUUUCUUGCAUGCUAGUUUUGUCUUCAACUUUGUCACUUGGUUCAGUUGAGAAGUAACUACCACCAGUGAUUGUUGAGAGCUGUUGUUGAUUUGAAUAUUUUUGAAUUGAGUUUCAUUUCAUUGUCAAGUUGAUAAAGCAUGGCUCAUACCGGUAUACUCUUUAGUCUCUGCAUUUUUUUCAUCUUUGCAGUUUCUAGAAUUGAAGGAAAAACCAAGUAUGAGCCUAACUGGGAAAGCCUUGACAGCAGACCAAUUCCAAAUUGGUACGAAGAUGCCAAAAUUGGAAUUUUUAUUCACUGGGGUGUCUUCUCUGUUCCAAGCUUCGCCACCGAAUGGUUCUGGAAAAAUUGGAAAAGUAAUCGUGCGGAUAUUUCUCAGUUCAUGAAGAAAAACUACCCCCCGAAUUUUAGCUACCAAGAUUUCGCCGCUCAAUUCACUGGUGAACAUUUUAAUGCAACAAAGUGGGCCGAAAUAUUUCAAAACUCUGGUGCCCAGUACAUCAUAUUUACCAGCAAACAUCAUGAAGGAUAUGCAAUGUGGCCAUCACGUUACUCUUUCAGUUGGAACUCAAUGGAUGUUGGACUUAAACGUGAUAUUAUAGGUGAACUGUCUGAAGCGAUUCGAAAAAACACCAACCUCCACUUUGGACUGUAUCACUCUCUGUAUGAAUGGUUCAACCCGAUGUACUUGGCAGAUAGGGCCUCCAAUUUCAGCACUCAGACAUUUGUAGACCAGAAGAUCAUACCAGAAAUGAGAGAACUGGUCUUCAAAUACAGACCGGAAGUAAUUUGGUCAGAUGGCGAGUGGGAAGCAGCCGACACGUACUGGAGGUCCCUGGAGUUCAUAGCAUGGCUGUACAACUCGAGUCCAGUCAAGGACACAGUUGUAGUCAAUGAUCGCUGGGGUAGCAAAACACUGUGCAAGCAUGGCGGCUUCCUAACCUGCUCUGACCGUUAUAAUCCAGGCAAGCUCCAGUCGAGAAAAUGGGAAAAUGCUUUCACACUGGACAAAGAGUCAUGGGGUUAUCGGAGAGAAGCCAAUCUUGAAGAUUAUAUGACUAUUGGAGAGAUUAUUAACUUGAUUGUCGAAGCGAUAAGUUGCAAUGGUAACGUGGCACUGAACGUGGGGCCAACAAAGGAAGGCACUAUCAGUCCCAUCUACCAGGACAGACUGGCCAGUUUGGGGAAAUGGUUGAAAGUGACCGGACCUGCGAUCUACAAGUCACGCCCCUGGCUUCAAUGCCAGAAUGAUACGCUCACUUCGAAUGUGUGGUACACAUCAAAACCUGGAAAAGGCAACCCAGAGAUAUUUGCUAUCGUUCUGUUCUGGCCCAAAGACGGCUACAUUGAUCUCGGCUGCUUGCACAGCAAGAAUGUUGUCAGGGUUUCUAUGUUUGGAGUGGACAACUGUUGCGGAUUUGAGACCAGAGGAAACGGUUUGCGGGUCAUCUUCCCAAACAAGGCAGAGACUAGCAAUGACUGGGCAUGGGCUCUAAGCAUAUCUUACUCUGAUACUUCCGACCAGGAACCUCGCUAUGAAACACAAACCGAGUUAUAGAUUGCAACAAUUUUAUACUGUAUUCUAUUUGCUAGUCAUGCAACAAGGCAUUUUCCGUUAAAAUUUGAAAUUCUCUGCAUAAGAUACUCGGGUAUUCAACCACAUGGAGCUGGGACACUACCUCCGUAAAUGAAGCCGUAGUGCAUUCGUGUGACGUCAGCACAGGUAGGGCUCCUUCACCAAUGAAAACACUAGCUGAUAUAGAUUAGCUGAAAUCAACGAAUUUUUAUUGGCGUAGAAGCCCUACCUGUGCUGACGUCACACUAAUGCACUACGGCUUUGUGUACGGAGGACGUGGCUUGUCUAGCGACCUGUUUUUUAUUGAAGAUGUAUUCAAUAUUCAAAUUCAAAAUGUUUUUAUUGACGUGGACAGUUUUGUUAUUGACAUGUCAUCAGGUGAACAUUUUGCAUACUCAAAACCAACUUUCACCAACUUUGCCAUUAUCUUCAGGCUACUUACAACUUGAUUUUUAGGCUUCUUACAACUCCAAUCCAUGCUCUUUUUAGGCGUCAAUGGAUGCUACCUAUUUCUAUUCAACUCCUGUUCAUGCUGUGAUUAAUUAUCAAUGUAUUGGUAUUACCCAUUUCAAAAAUGUUCUCAUCAGACUUAUCUGCAGAUCGGCCAAUAUUAUCGUUAUGAUAUAAUCUUAUUAUGGAAAUAAUUAUAAUAUACACAUUCCAAAAUAUUAUGCUCAUACCGCUUAAAGGUAGGCGCACACAGAUCGCCAUCGGACGGACGGCACGCAUCGGACGAUUAGACUUCCGCAUCGUAUAGGUUUGCGCACUCCAAUUGAAAAGAAUGCAUCAAAUCUAAUCGUCCGAUCCGUCCGAUGUGUGCCGUCCGUCCGAUGACGAUCUGUGUGCGCCUGCCUUUAAGGAGAACAUGGGAUUUUUGUAAGUCGACUAUUUUUGAAUUAGAUUUACAUUAAUUGUUUAUCAAUUUCAAACCACACAUUCCUCAAGUUUUUUUCCUCUUAUGUAUAUAAAUCUUAGUACAUGUUUCUCUACUCCUCUUAUUUCUUAUUUAAUCAGAAAAAUCCAUCCGAUCAGCUCAAAAUUUACUGAAUUUAGUUUCACUCAAAGUAGUUGAAUUAAACUUUUUCUCUUAUUGUUUCAAAUUUUUCCUCCUGCAAUUAAUUUCUUCUUUGUGUGUGACCGGCUAGCUCUGUAUUAUUCUGUAAUAAUUGAAUACCCAUGACAGUGUUUCCCUUCCUUAUUUCAAUAUUAAUUUUUUCACUAUAAUGUCUUUGUAAUUUCAAAUUAAACUGUAUGUAAUUGCAUUUUGUGAAUAGAAUUUCUCUAAUGAAGAUUUUGUUUAGUGUGUGACGUGUAGUUACAUUAGUUGUUUUGUUUGUUUUUUAGUUUUAUCAAGUGAUGCAUUUUUUCUCAAUUUUGUUAUUAGUUCUUAUCUGAUUUUAUGUUCAAUAAUAAAUAUGUCAACUAGUUGUUUUUCA